Messenger RNA from Dioszegia hungarica, 417 nucleotides. Its product is annotated as Got1/Sft2-like family-domain-containing protein. The record is from RefSeq and is a predicted model, not a curated record. NCBI's taxonomy places the organism in Eukaryota, Fungi, Basidiomycota, Tremellomycetes, Tremellales, Bulleribasidiaceae. Gene Ontology annotation, biological process: retrograde transport, endosome to Golgi; endoplasmic reticulum to Golgi vesicle-mediated transport. The transcript is spliced from 7 exons. Gene Ontology annotation, cellular component: Golgi cis cisterna; endoplasmic reticulum; COPII-coated ER to Golgi transport vesicle. Bases 1 to 417 code for a protein of 138 amino acids.
AUGUGGCUCAGCGAUACGCAAAAAAUCGGGAUUGCGCUUGUCGCGUUUGGGAUCUUCUUCCAAUUCCUGGGUAUAAUGCUCCUCUUUGACGGUCCAUUAUUAGCGCUGGGAAAUAUCCUCUUCGUGUCCGGUCUCCCACUCAUCAUCGGCCCCACCAAGACCUUCUACUUCUUCUCACGGCGGGAAAAAUGGAGAGGGACCUUGUGCUUCUUUGGCGGCAUUCUCUUGGUAUUCUGCAAGUGGCCCAUAACAGGUAUAGCUAUCGAAUUUGUCGGUUUCGUAGGGCUGUUUGGAUCCUUCUUCCCGGUCAUUCUCCAGGCGUUGAGGCAAGCACCGAUCAUUGGGACUUUCCUCUCUUUGCCAUAUAUCCGACAGGGAGCAGACAGAUUGGCAGGUGUCAGGCAAAGCGCAGUAUAG